AUGCCUACCAGUGGUCUAUCAGGUCAACAAAUAACUGGCAUUGCUUAUGAUAAUAUUAUGCAAAAGCAUAUGUGUAAGUGUGAGAAUCCAACAAUUCAUCGAGAAUCAGGCGGUCGAUUGCAGAGUAUUUGGGCAAGACUAAGAGAAGUUGGAAUACUUCGAUAUUGCGAAAAAAUUAAAACACGAAAAGCGACUACACAAGAAUUACAAACAGUUCAUAGUGAAAAGUAUGUAUCGUCCUAUUUGGAUAAAAUGCAAGUAACUGCUAAAACAGAUCAUGAUGAACUAGAAGUGGAUGUCACUGAUGUAUCGACAAAUGAUUUAAAUUUAAUCCGAUUACCAUGUGGUGGCUUAGGGAUUGAUAGUGAAACUGUAUGGGAUCCAUGUCAUACACCUAAGGCGGCUAGAAUUGCUGUUGGAUGUGUCGUGGAUCUAGCAACUAAAGUAGCCAGAGGAGAGCUACGGAAUGGCAUGGCAAUUGUUAGACCUCCAGGACAUCAUGCUGGACGUGAUACAGCAAUGGGAAGCUGCUACUUCAAUUCAAUUGCAAUUACGGCUAGCAUUCUGAAGCAAAAAUUGAACCUACGUAAAGUUUUAAUAUUUGAUUGGGAUAUUCAUCAUGGAAAUGGCACACAGAAUACAUUUUAUGAAGAUCCAAAUGUUCUAACAAUCUCAAUACAUCGAUACGAUAAAGGUUUAUUUUUCCCUGGUACUGGUGCGAUUACUGAGGUAGGAAAUGGAUCUGGAACAGGCUUUAACGUCAACGUAGCAUGGGAUAGCGGAUCAGAUGUUAAAAUGGGAGAUCCAGAAUAUUUAGCGGCUUUUAGAUGUGUGGUACUACCUAUUGCAAAGAUGUUCAGUCCUGAUAUAAUCUUAGUAUCAGCUGGUUUUAAUGCAGUUGCGGGACAAGCUCAUGAAAAUUUUAAUUAUAGAGUAUCUCCUGCAUGUUUUGCAAAUAUGACAAGAAAAUUAAUAGAAAGCAUCAAUAGCAAAAUUGUACUAGCCUUGGAAGGAGGGCACGAUUUACCUGCGAUUUGUGAUGCCUCUGAAAGUUGUAUGAGAGCACUACUAUUAAGCGACCCCAUGCCUGCUGUAUCAAGCGAAGAACGAAAUAAAGAGCCCAAUCAGGCGGCUGUUAAGGUUUUAGAGAAAGUAAUUCAGAUUCAACAAGAACAUUGGCCGCAGAUUAAGCGAAUGGCAUCGUAUACUAAAUACUCGCAAAACGAGGCCGAACGGCAUGAAAAAGAAGAAGUAGAAACAAUAUCUGCUUUAGCAGCUUUAUCUAUGGGUGUUACAAGUGAGUUUGAAAAUGUACUCAUUCAUUUAUUACAUUUAGAUUUUAAAAAUUAUAAAGAGAACUAA
Trichoplax adhaerens is the source of this 1362-nucleotide messenger RNA. RefSeq lists its product as uncharacterized. The coding region runs from base 1 to 1362 and encodes 453 amino acids. Gene Ontology annotation, cellular component: histone deacetylase complex. NCBI's taxonomy places the organism in Eukaryota, Metazoa, Placozoa, Uniplacotomia, Trichoplacea, Trichoplacidae. Gene Ontology annotation, molecular function: histone deacetylase activity. The record is from RefSeq and is a predicted model, not a curated record. The transcript has 14 exons. Gene Ontology annotation, biological process: chromatin organization.